GAGAGAGAGAGAGAGAGAGAGAGGGGGGGAACAAAAACAAAAAAAACAACAACGCAAAACAAGGCAACAGGCACCGGUCACACUCUACACAUUUCUGCCAUUGCAAUGAAAUGAGGGCACCAUGGGCGCCAAAGAGUCACGGAUAGGCUUCCUUUCGUUUGACGAGGCCGUUAAAAGAGUUACCGAUGUGGAGCUCAAACGUCUGCGAGAUGCCUUCAAGAGGACCAGUGGCCUGUCUGUCUAUAUGACCCAGCAAUGCUUCUACAGGGAAGUACUGGGCGAUGGAGUGCCACCAAAGGUUGCAGAGGUGAUCUACAGCUCUUUUGGUGGCACAUCUAAAGGGCUACACUUCAACUACCUGAUUGUUGGGCUGGUUCUGUUAACAAGAGGACGCGAUGAAGAGAAGGCCAAAUACAUCUUCAGCUUGUUCGCCAGUGAUUCGGGAGCCUAUGUGGUCCGGGAGGAUGUGGAGAACAUGCUACGUUCAGUGGAUGGGGAGGUCCCGCCCUCUCUUAGGAAGUGCUUCACGGAGGGAGAGAAAGUGAAUUAUGAGAAGUUUAAGAGCUGGCUCCUGCAGAAUAAAGAUGCUUUCGCAUUUUCCCGCUGGCUGCUGUCAGGUGGCGUGUGCGUCACGUUGACCGACGACAGCGACACACCCACCUUCUAUCAAACCCUGGCAGGUGUCACACACUUAGAAGAAUCGGACAUUAUCGACUUGGAAAAGCGCUACUGGCUGCUGAAAGCCCAAUCAAGGACAGGCCGUUUUGAUUUGGAAACCUUUGUCCCUCUGGUCUCGCCCCCUAUUCAUGCAUCGCUAAGUGAAGGCUUGUUUCAUGCCUUUGAUGAGAAUCGGGACAAUCAUAUUGACUUUAAGGAGAUAUCGUGCGGGCUCUCAGCUUGCUGUCGGGGCCCUGUAGCGGAAAGGCAGAAGUUUUGUUUUAAAGUGUUCGAUGUAGAUCGGGAUGGAGUUCUGUCCAGGGAUGAGAUCCAUGAGAUGGUGGUGGCGCUGCUGGAAGUGUGGAAGGACAACCGUACAGAUACCCUCCCCGAGUUUGAUUCCAGCGUGUCAGACAUUGUAGAGGACAUACUGAAAAUGCACGACACAACAAAACUCGGGCACUUAACCCUGGAGGACUAUCAGAUAUGGAGCGUGAAAAGUGCCCUCGCCAAUGAGUUCCUCAACUUGCUGUUUCAGGUGUGUCAUAUCGUCCUGGGCUUGCGUCCUGCUACCCCUGAAGAGGAAGGCCAGAUCAUUAGGGGUUGGCUGGAGCGGGAGAGCAGGCAUGGGCUACAGCCCGGUCAGAACUGGUUUCUGAUCUCCAUGCAGUGGUGGCAGCAGUGGAAAGACUAUGUCAGAUAUGAUAAUAAGUCGAUUGUCGUUGAGCAGCCAUCAAUUCAGGGCAGUGGGAUGAGAAGUUCUCAGUCUACAGCACCUAUAGAGCCUGUCCUGAACAGAGUUGGAAUAGUUGUGCGUUCUCCCAGUUCCACAGAAGAAAAAUUUCCUGAUAACAUCUCCAGCUCAUCGGAGGCUUCAGAGAGCACUGGUAAUAGCCUGACCCCACACACCAGUUCUUCUGCCACAGACGUCUGCUUCGCUCGGCAGCACAACGUCUCUGACAACAACAACCAGUGUUUCUCCAGUGUCAAUGGCCAUUUGCCCAACAGCAUGGUCACGCAGAGGCCCGGUGCCAUCGACAACCAGCCUCUGGUGACCACCGACCCCAUGAAGGCACCCACAUUGACUAUGGAGGGAGGGCGGCUGAAGAAGUCCCAACAGGUAUUGGCUAGCCGAGACUUUGAGACUGUGCCAGAGCCGGUAUGGAGGGCACUUUAUCACUGGUAUGGGGCCAACAUCAGUCUCCCACGACCGGUCAUCAUGUCUACAGUCACAGUUCACCCAGAGCUAGAGCUCUUCCCCCGCUACCUUCUGUUCCUGCGACAGCAACCGGCCACACGCAGCCCUCAGUCUAACAUCUGGGUUAAUAUGGGUAUGAGCAGCCUGCGAAUGUUCCCUCCACAUAUGCCCCGAGGAAAUGUUCCUUCUCCAAAUGCCCCUCUGAAGCGAGUGCUGGCAUACACGGGAUGUUUCAGCAGGAUGGGCACCAUUAAAGACAUUCAUGAUUACCUGUCCCAGAGGUUACGCAUAAAAGAAGAGGACAUGCGCCUCUGGCUCUACAAUAGUGAGAAUUACCUCACUCUCCUGGACGAUGAAGAUCACACUUUAGAAAGUUUGAAAAUUCAAGACGAACAGCACUUAGUCAUUGAGGUUCGAAACAAAGAUAUGAGCUGGCCAGAGGAAAUGUCUUUCAUUGCAAACAGCAGCAAAAUCGACAGACACAAAGUUCCUACUGAGAAAGGUGCCACAGGUUUGAGUAACCUGGGUAAUACAUGCUUCAUGAACUCCAGUAUUCAGUGUGUAAGCAACACCAAGCCCCUCACUGAGUAUUUCAUCUCAGGACGACACCUUUAUGAGCUUAACAGAACCAAUCCGAUAGGAAUGCGUGGUCACAUGGCCAAAUGCUAUGGUGAUUUGGUACAGGAACUCUGGAGCGGCACCCAAAAGAACGUUGCACCUCUAAAACUCAGGUGGACAAUAGCAAAGUAUGCACCAAGAUUCAAUGGCUUCCAGCAGCAAGACUCCCAGGAGCUUUUGGCAUUUCUCUUGGAUGGGCUUCACGAAGACUUGAAUCGCGUGCACGAGAAGCCGUACGUGGAGCUCAAGGAUAGUGAUGGACGCCCAGAUCAUGAAGUAGCCACAGAGGCCUGGGAAAACCAUUUGCGGAGAAAUCGUUCAAUUGUGGUGGACCUCUUCCAUGGGCAGCUCAGGUCCCAGGUCAAGUGCAAGACCUGCGGCCACAUCAGCGCCCGCUUCGACCCCUUUAACUUCCUAUCACUGCCGCUGCCCAUGGACAGCUCCAUGCACUUAGAAAUCACAGUUAUCAAACUUGAUGGCUCUACUCCGGUGCGUUACGGGCUCCGUCUCAACAUGGAUGAGAAGUACAUGGGCCUGAAGAAACAGCUGAGUGAGCUGUGCAGCCUGAAACCUGAGCAGAUCCUACUGGCUGAGGUUCAUACAUCCAACAUCAAGAACUUUCCUCAGGACAACCAGAAGGUGCGACACUCUGUGAACUGCUUCCUCUGUGCAUUUGAAAUCCCUGUGCCUGGCUCACCCACCUCAGUCACCUCUCCAGUGCAAACAGAAAAAACACCUACAGCCAAUGGGACAGCAGGAAACAAUCACAUUGGAAAGUCUGGCCUAAUUCCCAAUGGCAUGCCCAGCACAGUGGUCCCCUGUACCCCCGAAAAGCCCCUCGCCAAUGGUAUCCCUAAUGGCCAUGCUGUGCCGGUGCAAGACAGCCCCUUCAUUGGCUACAUCAUUGCCAUGCACAGAAAGAUGAUGAGGACGGAGCUGUACUUCCUGUCCUCUCAGAAGAACAGGCCCAGUCUGUUUGGCAUGCCGCUUAUUGUGCCGUGCACUGUGCACACAAGUAAAAAGGACCUGUAUGAUGCCGUGUGGAUCCAGGUGUCCCGACUUGCCAGCCCUCUUCCCCCACAGGAAGCCAGCAACCACGCUCAAGACUGUGAUGACAGUAUGGGCUACCAAUAUCCCUUCACUCUGCGGGUGGUGCAGAAAGAUGGUAAUUCCUGUGCCUGGUGUCCCUGGUACAGGUUCUGCAGAGGCUGCACGGUGGACUGUAAUGAAGACAGAGCAUCUUUGGGGAAUGCCUACAUCGCUGUAGACUGGGACCCCACUGCCCUGCACCUUCGCUACCAGACCUCUCAGGAAAGAAUAGUGGAAGAGCAUCCCAGUGUUGAGCAGAGUCGGCGUGCUCAGGCAGAGCCUAUCAGUCUGGACAGCUGCUUGAAAGCCUUCACCAGUGAAGAAGAGUUAGGGGAGGAUGAGCUCUAUUACUGCUCCAAGUGUAAGACCCACCGCCUGGCCACCAAGAAGCUGGACCUCUGGAGGCUGCCCCCCGUACUGAUUGUUCAUUUGAAACGCUUCCAGUUUGUCAAUGGUCGGUGGAUUAAAUCUCAGAAGAUUGUGAAGUUUCCACGCGAGAGCUUUGACCCCAGUGCGUUCCUAACCCCACGGGAGGUAGCUCAGAGCAUGGGCAGCUUGCAGAGCCUCCAAAGUGAAAGCCUGGUAGAGGAGCUCCAGAGACUGGAAAGAGGUGAUUCCUCCGUGUCCUCCAUCUCCACUACUACCGUGGCCAGUCCUCCCACCUCUGGCAGAGGCACCCCAUGCUCUAUCAGGAGGGUGUGCAGCCCAUUGAGCAGAAACAGCAGCCCUGGCAGCAGCCCCAGAAAUACAGGACGGAAACAGGGGCGUCUGCGUCUUCCACAGCUGGGCAGUAGGCAUCGACUCUGCAACAGCAAAGAAAACCUGGAUGCCUGUAGCAAUAGCAAGGAGAGCGAGACCGACUCAGAGCAGGGCACAGUAGUGACGGACGGGGAGAAUCAGAUGCCAUCUGAUUCAAAUGGGCAAGACACCUGGUCAUUGGACGCCUCAAGCAGCGACUGCGAUGUCAUCAUGGUGAAUGGACUGGCACAAGACAACAGUCAGAGUAAUGGACACACAGAGGUUAGCACAGACCUAGACACCCCUCACCAAAGAAAUGACAUCUGCCUGGAGCCCCUGUACAAUUUAUAUGCAAUCUCAUGUCAUUCAGGAAUAAUGGGAGGGGGUCACUAUGUGACUUAUGCUAAAAACCCCAAUGAAAAAUGGUACUGUUACAAUGACAGCAGCUGCAAGGAAGUUCACUCGGACGAGAUUGACACAGAUUCAGCUUACAUCCUGUUCUAUGAGCAACAGGGAGUGGACUACUCGCAGUUUCUGCCAAAAACAGAGGGCAAAAAGAUGGCAGACACCACUAGCAUGGACGAAGACUUUGAAUCUGACUACAAGAAGUACUGUGUGCUGCAGUGAUGCCAUGCUCUUCAACAUUAAAGACACUAGGGGGGCCUGUCAGUACGCCAGUGCAAUGAGGACUGAAACGGCAGAGCCAGAGGACCAUCAUUUGUGAAAGCUCAAAAUAUCAGUUAGCCGACAGGCCCAACACCGCCGCUGACUGUGCUUUCAGAAUAGAGGUACCUGACAAUUCAGAUACACGAGGGAGAGGGCGAAUGAGUGAAUCACAGAGAACUGUAGCGAUCGUGAUUGUUGCCAAGCAAACAAAUUACUGUUCGCCAAUCCCUUGAUAUCACCAUUACCAAACAGACAAAACUGCUCUUUCACAUGCCAACCGACAUAGGUGAAUCCAAAAAUCACAUAACAAGAGCUUGUGCUUCUGUAGUGCUACAUUUCUGAAUCCUAAUGGACAGAACAGAUUGUUUAAUUAGGAAACCGAUGGGGAAGAUGGUGUUGGUAUAAAUUAUAGAGCCCUAAAAAUGUUUGGUUGGCUUAGUUUAGUCAUAGUUGAUUUAUUUUCUUUUUUUCUACAGUAAAUUCCACACACUACCUCACAUCUUUUGGCCAACUGUUCAUAGAAAAUCCGUGUGACAGUAUUAUAUCAUCUGAGGGCAGUUGAAAUUAUUUUAUGGACAUAAUUCACUUCCAAAAAAAGUUCAGUUUAAAGACAAUUUCUGACAUUUAAUAGAAUAUCCUCCCACUCCCUGCUGCCAAAUUAUACAUAUGCUAUUUUUUUUUAUUUUUUUUUAGUUUUAAAUCUUAUUUAAGCGGAUUAUUUUGAGACAUUAUUUUUUAGAAGAGUAAAUGUAUAUCUUCUUUUUUUAUUUUUUUAUAAAUUUAUUUUUAUCAAUGUGAAUUUUUUUUUUUUUUUUAUGCGGUAGUUCACUUUGCCUAAACACGUUUGCUUACAGCUUUAGUCUUAGCAGUCUGAUCAAACCACGUCCUCUCAACAAUACCGCUGCUUUUUACACGUUUUCCUGUUACCACUGUAUUUUUUGCUUUACAAAAAACUGCUGACACGUGACCGGAGACUAAAAAUAGCAAACAGAUGCAUAUCCGAUUGUUUUCUCGUGCGUCCAAGCCAAAAUGUGUUCUGCUGGUCAUGUGCGUAAUCUGUGGGAAGCGUUGAAUACUGUUAGACAAGAGCAAAUGAACAGUAUUAGCACAGAAGAAUAUUUCACGACCCACGCUUUUAGAGAACAGCAUCCUCACUAAACUGCUGAAUGUUGUGGAUGUCUGUGUCGGAGGGUAUUCCAGGUUAUUAGUAGCAUUUCUUUAGACUCUUGAAAAGAGAGCCCAACUUAAUUACCACUGUGAAAUGAUGUAUGAAAUACUGAAUGGCUCUUAUUUUUCAGCAUUCAUCAAUUGAAUGAGCUCCUCCUGUGAGGGGACGUUAAACCCUUGGAAAUCAACGGGAUUCAUUCGCCCGCACCCAUUUUGCUGCUGUACUUUUCAGAUUUCCAUGGAUAUUCUAAACGUUAGCCAUCAAAGAAAGGUUUAUCCCUGUCGGAAAAAGAAAUUUAUGUGAAAUAAAACACAGGUGUGUUACUGUAAGGAAAAGAUUCAUCAUCAUAAUCCGUAAUGCGAAUAUGAUAAAUGGACUGUAGACGGUUUUUAGGUAUUUUAAUGUUGGACGAAAAAUAGAUAUCCAACAUCCAAAAUCAAAUGAUAUCACUCUUAAAUUAAUAUUGGCUGUUUGAUGUAUUACAAUUACAGUAACCACAAACAUGCUUUUUUUAUACAGGGAUAAUUUAUUAAAAUGGCAAAAUGAUCUCUUUUCAAGUAGUGCAAUCAACUACUGAUGUGUGUCUUUGUCUACGUCGUUAGUCCUAAUUUUGUUAAAUUAAUUUUGAUGAACUGCUAGAGAUGUAUUAAUUUAAUGAACUUUAUUUUGUAAAGUGUUGUUUAAAGAAUAAAAUUGACAUUGCACUGACAAAUGUACAUACAUGUUUUGUAAAUACGCCAAUGAAAAUGAACUGUACAAAUGUACUUGUAGUUGUAUAUGGAGUGAUGUCGAUCUGUAACAAUUAUUCAAGAAACAAAUUAAAUG
Pimephales promelas (fathead minnow) is the source of this 6959-nucleotide messenger RNA. RefSeq names its product ubiquitin specific peptidase 32 (gene usp32). Gene Ontology annotation, molecular function: cysteine-type deubiquitinase activity; calcium ion binding. NCBI's taxonomy places the organism in Eukaryota, Metazoa, Chordata, Actinopteri, Cypriniformes, Leuciscidae. Gene Ontology annotation, cellular component: Golgi apparatus. Gene Ontology annotation, biological process: protein deubiquitination. The record is from RefSeq and is a predicted model, not a curated record.